This is a messenger RNA of Chiloscyllium plagiosum (whitespotted bambooshark), 1360 nucleotides long. RefSeq lists its product as uncharacterized. Gene Ontology annotation, molecular function: dynein intermediate chain binding. The record is from RefSeq and is a predicted model, not a curated record. Lineage: Eukaryota; Metazoa; Chordata; Chondrichthyes; Orectolobiformes; Hemiscylliidae. Gene Ontology annotation, biological process: microtubule-based movement. Gene Ontology annotation, cellular component: cytoplasm; cytoplasmic dynein complex.
CCCACACACAGCAAUCCAGUCGGGAACCUUAUCACAAGUCUUCACAUUCAUGAUCGGUGCUGGCUCCAAGUGACAACUGAAUCAAUCUUAAAAGGGCAGAUACUCAUUGCAAUUUGCUGAUUUCAUCAGAACUCACUCACUGAAGCCUCAGAUUAUGUUUUCAAUAUCAUUUCCAGGAUUCGCUUCUCACUCGGGCGCGUUUUAACCAGUUUGCCCUGGAGCCUAAGGAACAAGUUAUGAGCAAAGAUCCAGUCGUUAGUUUGCUGAGUUUCACACAGCUCAGCAUGGACAAAAGAAGGAGUGAGAGCUCAGUUCUCGCCAGAGGCAAGGAGAAACGAACGUCUAUCUCAAGUAAAGCAAGAACCAAUAGCCUUACUUCAACAUGUAAAGCAGCAACAACAGAGGUUGGAGGAGUGAAAGGGGGAGUGCCACUGGGGAAUGUUUUAAGUGUGACACGCCCUCCCGCAUUCACCUUCAGUGGGAUUGUCGUUGCCAGGAGACUAACAAAGAAUUUAAAGGAGAGAACAGCUUUGAAGCGAGCUGCAAAGAUACCAACGGUUACCAAGAUUAUAAACGAACAGGUGCCACCGUUUUCCUCGAACCCCCCUCAGAAGUUUUGCACCUUCCGAGUUCGAGGGUUCCUGGAGGAAUACCUGCCUGACAAGCUUCGUGGCAUCACUUACGGCCCUGCCCUCGCCAGUCAGCUCUCGAAAGAAAUGAGCGACGAGAUUAAAACGUUUGCGAAAGGGAUCCUGCCGCCCAGAUACAAGCUGGUGUGCAUGGUAACACUGGGCGAGAAGAGAAAUGAGGAUGCUGUGUUGACCAGCCGGGCACUCUGGGACAGUUAUGCAGACACCUUUGUGUCCCAUUGCUCUGAGUGUGGCACCAUGUUUUGUGUGGCCUGUAUCUUUGCUGUGUACUGUGAGUGAACAACUCUUUGGCUGGAGGCUUACAGUAUCAGAAGGAUUACAUCGGCUUAGGUUAAGUAGAGGAGAUUGCUGGGGAUCUAAUUGCUGUGCUGAGAGGUACCUGGAGACAAUUGUUUUCCUUUGGUGUGAGGGAGACUCUUUAUCAACUGCUUUCUCCACCUGUUCAUUGCUCUGCACCCCUUCUAGAACUGUACCCGUUAUGUUGUGUUGUCUGCUCAUGUUCUGUGUACCCUGUUAUGACACGGGUAAACCCUUCUGCUAAUUUAAACCAAACACACAGAAAAGUUCACCUCGCCUCGGAAUCUGUUAAAGUAUGAAUGACAGAGAUCUACCCCAAAUCUCACCGCUUAAAGACAAAGAAAUAAUUUUAUUCUUUAACUCCAAAAGAGAUCAUUAAACAAUUAUCGACAACUGUAUGCCUCCUUUGUCUU